AUGGAAACAAUAUAUACAAGGCAAAUUUCAGGCAACGUUCCUGGUCCCUCGGGCUCUGCAACUCCAAGUGGUUAUAAAUAUUCAAGGUACAAUAGAAGCGGUUACACAUCACCCGGUGGUUAUUCAAACUAUAGUGCUGGAACUGCUGAUCGAGUCGGCUGUCUUGCUUCUGUUAGAAUGACUGCUUGGGCAAAAGUUACAAGAUUCACACGGCGUCUCGUUCGCUUCAGGCAAAUGGAUUUUGAAUUUGCUGCUUGGCAAAUGCUUUAUUUAUUGGUUCAGCCACAGAAAGUCUAUCGAAACUUUCUUUACCGCAAAAGGACCAAGGAUCAAUUUGCCCGUGAUGACCCAGCUUUUUUGGUUCUUCUUGCUGCUUCGUUGUUGAUUACGUCGGUGCUCUAUGCGGUUUGUUUGGGUCUCUCGACGUGGGGCUUCAUCAAGUUCUUCUUGUGGGUUGUGGCGGUUGAUUGCUUAAUCGCUGGUGCUAUCGUAGCAACAUGUCUUUGGUUUAUUUCCAACCGAUGGUUACGCAAAGUGAAUGAUCAAGAUGUUGAAUGGGGUUAUUGCUUUGACGUUCAUCUAAACGCAUUCUUUCCGUUUUUGAUCCUCGUCCACGUAUUGCUGCCUCUAAUUUAUCCACCGUUGAUCAAUUCGCCAACUUUUAUGGCUCGAUUUUUUGGCAAUGCCGUAUGGUUUUCAGCGGGAAUUUACUAUGUCUAUAUCACAUUCCUUGGAUAUACAGCACUUCCACAUCUCAAAAACACUCAUUUCUUCCUUUAUCCGAUGAGCUUUCUCUUCAUGAUGUACAUUGCUACAGUGACCGCCGGUUGGAACAUUUCACAAACGGCCAUGUCAUUCUACCAUGCUCGUGCGGAAACACACAACGCCAACCCUGGAAAUCUGUAUCCAGAACUGAAUAAGCGCGCUUUG
This is a messenger RNA of Mesorhabditis belari, 930 nucleotides long. NCBI's taxonomy places the organism in Eukaryota, Metazoa, Nematoda, Chromadorea, Rhabditida, Rhabditidae. The record is from the annotation of a GenBank genome assembly.